Messenger RNA from Talaromyces stipitatus ATCC 10500, 3000 nucleotides. RefSeq lists its product as uncharacterized. NCBI's taxonomy places the organism in Eukaryota, Fungi, Ascomycota, Eurotiomycetes, Eurotiales, Trichocomaceae. The record is from RefSeq and is a predicted model, not a curated record. The coding region runs from base 1 to 3000 and encodes 999 amino acids. The transcript has 2 exons. Gene Ontology annotation, molecular function: 5-oxoprolinase (ATP-hydrolyzing) activity. Gene Ontology annotation, cellular component: cytosol. Gene Ontology annotation, biological process: glutathione metabolic process.
AUGGACAGUCUGUUAGAACAUAGAUACCGCAUCGGCGUUGAUGUUGGUGGAACAAACACCGAUGCGGUGCUCAUUGCCCUCGAUUCUAUGAACAUUAUUACGUCGCACAAAUCACCCACAACCCCCGAUGUCACGACCGGUAUUACCAAUGCUGUUCGUAGGGUUAUAGAUGCAGCAAAUGUCUCUCUCUCCUCUAUCAGCUGCGUCAUUAUUGGCACUACACACUUCGUUAAUGCUAUCGUACAGCGAUCUGAAUCGCUCCGUCGCGUGGCCGUUAUAAGACUUUGUGGUGGACCAGAAGAUGGCUUCGGGCGCGGUAUUCCCCCUUUUAUUGAUUUCCCCCUGGAUCUGCGCGCUUGCAUUGAGUCUUCAUCACACUACUUCUGUCAUGGCGGGUAUCAGAUCUCAGGUGAUGAGAUUAGCGCGGUUGAUGUAGAAGAAAUAUGUCGCAUUGCCAUCAAGAUUAUCGAGGAUGGCAUCGAGAACGUCGUCGUAUCCGGCAUGUAUGCGCCUCUCAACCACAAACAAGAAGUCGCGGUCAGAGAUACGCUAUUGCAAACACUGAGAAAGCAGAACAAACCAGGUUUCAAGCCACGAAUCACCAUGUCCCACGAAAUAUCAGGUCUCGGCUUUCUCGCCCGUGAAAACGCAGCAAUUCUAAACGCGACGUUACGCCCGCUUGCAGAGAAGACAAUCUAUGGCUUUAGAAGAGCGAUGCAAGAAAUCUUCCAAGGGAGUCCAUACACACUCUACCUGACACAGAACGACGGCAGUGUCCUGAGUGCAGAGGAGGCCAUUGGUCGACCGAUCCGGACGUUUAACUCCGGUCCAACAAAUUCCAUCCGAGGAGGUGAAUUCCUCUGGCGUGCUGCUGGGAAGGCUAACGGGAAAGAACAGCAAAAUCGUACCGAUCCGCUUGUUGUCAUAGAUAUUGGAGGCACUACAUCAGAUAGUGGACUCCUAUUAUCCAACGGCCUUCCUCAAAUGAGUUCCAUCGCGGGCCUGGUUGGUGGCGUCCUUACGAACUUUGCGCUUCCGGCUGUGGAGAGUAUUGGGCUAGGUGGAGGAAGUAUUGUUCGAGAAACAGAUGGCGAGUUAACUAUUGGACCCGAUAGUGUUGCAUUGGAGCUCCUGCAAAAGGCAAAGCUCUUUGGUGGGGAGUACUUAACAUCAACGGAUAUCGUUGCUGCAUCCAAUAUCUACACACCAACAGAACAUAACCCCUUUCGCGGAAUGGGAGAUCCAUCUCGACUGAGAAGUAUUACACAAGAUACCGUUUCACGAGCGGAAGAAGUGAUGCGGCAAAUGAUCGCGGACCUGGUAGACAGAACCAAAACCCAGAAAGGAGAUGUCGAUGUCUUGAUUGUCGGUGGAGGGGCUUCGAUCAUCAAAACGGAUAAGCCACUGGCAGGAGUGCGCAGCUUGAGGACUGUUAAAGGCGCGGCGGUUGCGAACGCUGUUGGAGCUGCGAUCUCACGGGUAUCUGGUAUCAUUGAUACUGUAGUAGAUACGUCGAAUCAGACUAUCAAGGAAGCUCAGAAAGCUGUGUCAUGGGCAGCAGUAGAGAAGGCUGUGGCGAAUGGUGCAAAGCCGGACACAGUUAACAUUGCAGAAAUAACCAUGCUUCCUAUUCAGUAUGUAGAGGCGAAAGCUCGAAUUGUCGUUCGCGCAGUGGGGGAAUUGGCGAUUGUGUCUCAAGGAGUGGUUGACGCUGACACACUGGAUGUUGUUGAGGCAGAAGAGGAUCUUUCAACCACGAAACCAACCAACUCUCCACGUCCUAUAUCGGUUGAAAAGCCUGUCGAUUUUCAAACUUACCGUCCCGUAAUCAAGGAUGGCGAGUGGAUCAUCUCACCCACCGACCUCGACUUCAUCUCCCAAGGUUGCAAAAUUCUCGGUUGUGGUGGAGGCGGAGAUCCGUACCAGGAGUACCUAAAGGUCAGCGCUAUAGUACGAGGCAAUCCCGGCACAGUCAAGGUUAUCUCACCUUCCUAUCUCCCAGAAGAUGCCCUAGUGGGUUGGACAGGAUGCAUGGGCAGUCCAGAAGUGAGCAUGGAGCGUCUAGAGAACGAUGAAUGCCAUAAGGCACAUGAAGAGCUUAUGCGCGUGACCGGCAGUCUCGCCGUGUCCGGACUCGUGGCUCUAGAGAUUGGCGGUGGUAAUGGUGUCGUCAACCUCGGCGUCGCGGCACGAUUAGGGGUUCCUUGCAUCGAUGCCGACUAUAUGGGUCGCGCUUAUCCUACUGUCUGGCAGGUAACUCCGAAUGUUUACGGUACGUCUCGUGGAGAGGCAUUGGUACCCAUGACAAUUGCCAGUGGAGACGGAUCCGUCGUGACGAUGACGACGUCGAGGACAGAUAUGUUGGUAGAUAAGAUCCUGAGAGCUUCCUGCGUGGAGAUGGGUUGUCGUGCAGGAAGCGCUGGGCCCCCGAAGACUUCGAAAACUGUCCGCGAACAAGCCAUUACCAAUAGCGUCUCUCUCGCAUGGUGGAUCGGACGAGCUAUUGCUCUGGAAAAGACCAUCGCCGAUAGGGCGAAGCGAAUCAUAGAUGAGUUGGGUGGGCCCGAGAGCGCAGCGAUUCUAGGAGAAGGAAAAAUCACCAAUGUUGAACGUGUGCUCAAGACGGGACAUACUUAUGGUGUGCUGGAAGUAGAAGGAAAGCUGGAGGACGGUACAAAAGCACUCCUGAGAGUACCGUUCAAGAAUGAGAAUGCCUUUGUGGAGGCCGUUUUUUCCAACAGCGAUUCCAAGAUUCUAGCCUCAGUACCUGACCUAAUUGCUGUUCUUGACGCUGAAACGGGAGCUGGGCUGGGCACGCCGGAGUACAAGUACGGGCUGAAGGUGAUGAUUAUUGCUAUUGCUGCCUCUCCGCGGUGGACAGAUACACCUCGGGGUAUGGCGUUAGGAGGCCCUGGGUCCAUGGGAUUCGAAGACAUUGAAUACGUGCCGAUUGGGAAAUAUAGCAAACCUAGAAGCGUUAUUGAUGUUUUUGCUAUAUGA